CCACUCUGCUCUGCUCCCCCCUUAUUUUUUUAUACUUUAUAAUUUUUUUGUUAGUCAUUUUCAUGAGCAAGUCGCAUUCACACACCCGUACACUUUCGAUGUUUGCACCUCAGAUUGCCGCUCGGCCACCAUCGUCGUGCAGCUCGCUAGAACAACAGGAUCCACUGCAAACACGCGAAGAGCUGGAGGCAGGCCAGGCCGAGGGAUCUUUGCCCCCAGUCUUCUCACCCUCGCUGCACCUGUCGCUGCGCAAAGACCACAAGUUCUCAACCAGCAGUAACAAUACUUCCGAGAGUGCUAGCAAGCUAUGCGACCUCCACCCCCAUGCCCCGACCAGCCACAUAUCAGAUAGCAGUGAUGACACGCUUCCUCCAUCUCCCCUCUCGGGAAAGCAAAAGCCGGGGCAAGCGCAAACCAGUGCAGAUAUUCUUUCGCCCACAGACGUCAAUACUCGACUACACCGAGCUGAUGUACCAGGGCAGCGACCGGAUGCGUGGUCUGGUUACUUGCUUCUGGACCAUUGUUGGCGCCUACCUCGUGUCACUGCUGGCCUCGCACUACGAGAGCAACGGCGAAAUCAUGUCACUCAGCCUGGGCAGUCUGAUAUUUAGCCGUGGCAUGGAUCUUAUGCUCAGCGACUUGGCUCUCGUCGUGUCGACUGCAUUUGUCGUACCGCUUGUGCGCAUCUGUUGGGUCGGGUGGCAGAAACCCGGGAUUUUUGACCCGCAUAGCCGACAGUCAAUGGCGAUCCAGGCGUUGGCCGAGAUCAUAUGGCUGGUCGUUUGGUACUCAUGGCAGGGAACCAGGGGCUGGCCGUGGUCGCAGCGCUGCUUUUUUGCGCUGCACACAAUGGUUAACUGGAUGAAAAUUCACUCACUUGGACUCGGAGAUGCCUCACUAGAAGCCGAGCUUUGCCCAUAUACGGUGCGCUUCCCGGCCAACCUGACACUGGGUAACUACUGCAUGUUCCAGCUCUGUCCAACAUUUGUCUAUGAGCUCGAAUACCCGCGCACCACGCAUAUCCGCUGGGGCUACGUGCUUGAGAAGCUGGCCGGCACCGCAGCGCAUGCCCGAAACGGGAUCCUGCUGACCACAAUGCACUUGACGGGACCGAUGGCUACCUGCUGGCUUCUAUUCUUCUUUAUCACUUUUGAUUCCAUUGCCAACGGCUUUGCCGAGCUCACAAGGUUUGCUGAUCGCCGCUUCUACGAUGACUGGUGGAAUGCCCGCGGGCUUGACGAGUUUUCGCGCAAGUGGAACCGCCCCGUGCAUAUGUUCCUCGCCCGCCACAUCUACAUGCCCAUGCGGGAAAACUGGCACAUCCGAGACUUGUCUUCUUCUAACAAGAGUUCUCGUGGAUUUCUCGGUCGUUUGCGCAGAAACGUGCCUGCUUCGGUUGCAGCCAUGGCUAUGACAUUUUUCUUCUCGAGUAUUCUCCAUGAAGUCACUGUUGUGGUUGCUUGCCAUCGGUGGAAUCACGGAAUGUUUUUCUUCUCGCAGAUGAUGCAGAUUCCGCUGAUCAUUAUGUCAGAGAAGGUUCUUUGGUUCAAGAGCAGCAGGCCCGCUCUCCUAUGCGCCUACACGUUCAAGGCAUUCGAAGACAGGGCUCUUCAGGUGAAUGCCCUUGUUAAUGUUGCUGUUGUUGCUAUUGCUGCUUAGACCGGUUAGCUGUAAUUUUAUAAAAAAAAACUCAAAAGUCAACGCAACCCCGGCCCAACCCAGCACCAAAAAUAUAUAUACUUAUUUUAGAUUAUAUUUUUAUUAUAUUUAUAAAAUUAUCACACGUGAAAAAAA
Kickxella alabastrina is the source of this 1794-nucleotide messenger RNA. Its product is annotated as MBOAT, membrane-bound O-acyltransferase family-domain-containing protein. The transcript has 5 exons. Bases 325 to 1659 code for a protein of 444 amino acids. Gene Ontology annotation, molecular function: ergosterol O-acyltransferase activity. NCBI's taxonomy places the organism in Eukaryota, Fungi, Kickxellomycota, Kickxellomycetes, Kickxellales, Kickxellaceae. Gene Ontology annotation, biological process: ergosterol metabolic process. The record is from RefSeq and is a predicted model, not a curated record. Gene Ontology annotation, cellular component: endoplasmic reticulum membrane.